CCACCGUCACCACCACCACCACCACCAUCACCACCACCAUCACCACCACCACCAUCACCACCAUCACCACCACCAUCACCACCGUCACCACCAUCACCACCACCACCACCACCACCACCAUCACCACCAUCACCACCAUCACCACCAUCACCACCACCACCACCACCACCAUCACCACCACCACCACCGUCACCACCACCACCACCACCACCACCACCACCACCACCACCACCAUCACCACCACCACCACCACCACCACCAUCACCACCACCACCACCAUCACCACCACCACCACCAUCACCACCACCAUCACCACCACCACCAUCACCACCAUCACCACCACCAUCACCACCGUCACCACCACCACCACCAUCACCACCACCACCACCACCACCACCAUCACCACCAUCACCACCAUCACCACCAUCACCACCGCCACCACCACCACCAUCACCACCACCACCACCGUCACCACCACCACCACCACCACCACCACCACCAUCACCACCACCACCACCAUCACCAUCACCACCAUCAUCACCACCACCGUCACCACCACCAUCACCAUCACCACCACCAUCACCACCACCACCACCACCACCACCACCGUCACCACCACCACCACCACCACCACCACCACCAUCACCACCACCAUCACCACCACCACCACCACCACCACCACCAUCACCACCACCAUCACCACCACCAUCACCACCACCACCACCAUCACCACCACCAUCACCACCACCACCAUCACCACCAUCACCACCACCAUCACCACCGUCACCAUCACCACCACCGUCACCACCACCACCACCAUCACCACCACCGUCACCACCACCGUCACCACCACCACCACCACCACCACCACCGUCACCACCACCACCACCACCACCACCACCACCACCACCACCACCAUCACCACCACCAUCACCACCAUCACCACCACCACCACCACCACCAUCACCACCGUCACCACCACCACCACCACCACCACCACCACCAUCACCACCGUCACCACCACCACCACCACCACCACCACCAUCACCACCACCGUCACCACCACCACCACCACCACCACCACCACCAUCACCACCGUCACCACCAUCAUCACCACCAUCACCACCAUCACCAUCACCACCAUCACCACCAUUUCCCUCCGGCAGCCGUGGAAGUCAGCUGACAACAUAG
Messenger RNA from Perognathus longimembris pacificus (Pacific pocket mouse), 1191 nucleotides. RefSeq names its product basic proline-rich protein-like. NCBI's taxonomy places the organism in Eukaryota, Metazoa, Chordata, Mammalia, Rodentia, Heteromyidae. The record is from RefSeq and is a predicted model, not a curated record. The annotation marks the transcript as partial. The transcript has a single exon.